This is a messenger RNA of Agrilus planipennis (emerald ash borer), 1477 nucleotides long. Its product is annotated as phosphatidylinositol 4-phosphate 3-kinase C2 domain-containing subunit beta-like. The transcript has 6 exons. Gene Ontology annotation, molecular function: 1-phosphatidylinositol-4-phosphate 3-kinase activity; 1-phosphatidylinositol-3-kinase activity. Lineage: Eukaryota; Metazoa; Arthropoda; Insecta; Coleoptera; Buprestidae. The record is from RefSeq and is a predicted model, not a curated record. Gene Ontology annotation, cellular component: phosphatidylinositol 3-kinase complex; plasma membrane; cytoplasm. Gene Ontology annotation, biological process: phosphatidylinositol-mediated signaling; cell migration; phosphatidylinositol-3-phosphate biosynthetic process. The coding region runs from base 63 to 1205 and encodes 380 amino acids.
CAAAAAUUCAGGAUGUUAAUGAAUCUGUAUUAAUCCGAGUUUGCUCAAUUCAUCGACCGUCAAUGGAUUGGAAAUAUGACAACUAUCUUAUAGCUGCUCAAGUUUAUCACGGAACAAGACCAGUUGGACAUCCCCUGUUGACUCAGCCAAGUGAAAUAAGCCAAAGUUUAUAUUCUAGAAUAUUGUUUAAUUGCUGGCUGGACUUAGAAGACGUCCUUAUAAACACAUUAGCAAGGGAAGCACGACUUGUGCUAGUAAUAUAUGGAAGAAAGCUCCAGAAUGAUGAAGAUAAAGACAGCUCUAGUGCUCCUCAAUACAAACAAGAAGAACUUGGGUGGGCUUCUGUUCAACUUUUUGAUUAUAAAGGUAUCAUGACGCAAGGGGGCAUGCUACUUUCUAUAUGGCCAAAAGAAUGCAAUUAUAUAUACGGUCCAGCACCUACCCCAGGAAGCCAUCCUUUUUCUGACCAUGCAGUUCUUGCAGUUGAAAUCGCAGCUCCCAAGGUUGCAUUUCCCCCUACAAAUUCGUUCAUUACCUCAAAAGAAUUCAUUACUAAAGGAAAUUUUAACAGCUUAGAUUCACAAACCCAAGAGCAACUCUUGGAAAUUUCAGCGCAAGAUAUGCUUUGCAGGUUACCACCAGAUAUUAGAGAGGUGUUAUGGGAAAAACGACAUUAUUUAUAUAAAAUUCCCGAAGCCUUACCAAAAGUACUUUUAGCUGCUCAUAGUUGGGCACCUGCAUGUCUCAAAGAUCUUUAUGGAAUGUUGUAUUCUUGGAAACAGCUGUCACCUGUUCAGGCCAUUCAGUUGUUAUUGCCAACAUUUCCAGAUAUAGAAGUACGCAAAUUGGCUGUGAGAUGGCUUCAUGGCAUUCGAACGGAUGAGUUGGUAGAUUUUUUACCACAGUUAGUAGUAGCUUUACGGCAUGAAACUUAUGAGAACAAUGCCCUUGCUCAUUUCCUUUUAGAUCGUUCUUUACGAUCGCCACGAAUUGCUCAUCAUUUGUUUUGGCUAUUAAGCCAUACGCUACCAGGGUCUACACCACAAAACGGCAAUUUAACGAUAGAACCGGACGGAAUUGGUGAUGCAAGAUAUUUUCGACGUAUGCUGCUUAUGUUAAGAUCUCUUUUUGCGAUAUGUGGCGAAGCUCUGAGAAGUUGCUUCUUUUCACAGCAAAUAUUGGUGAAGGUAGGAUAUAGCUAUUAAGGCAUUUGGUUAACAAUUUGUAAUAUAAAACGUGUAGAGUGGAAACAUAAUUUUUGGAUAAUUGCAGUUCUUAGCUUUAUUAAAUACAAAACUUUUUAAUUAUAUGGGGGCUAUGAGGUUUAACCCGCUCGAUUUAAAUAAAUAAAUAAAUGCAGAAACAAACAAAUAAAAUAAAGUAACAUAUUGUACUGAACAACGCAGAAAUUUAUAUUGCAUAAUGUAGCUUAAAUUACGAAAAAAAUAUAUGCAUUAUAUUAAAAGAAAAUUUAAUA